GUCGUUGGUUGUCAUAAAGGCUGAGCUGCUCACCAUGGUCUCUCUGUGGUUUGUCUCAGAUUCUUCUCCCACAGAGAGAGGCAUUGAACACGUCGACUCUGACCUUUCUCGUGAGAAAGGUCUUUCUAGUACCAGUGUAGCAAAGGAAUCAUAAGAUUUGAUAAACUGAAGACAGUUGGAUUAGCAGGAAAGAGAAGAGGCGCCUCCUCUGCCAGCCACGAUGAAGGAAGCAUCGGAGCCUCUAGCCAGUGUCACCAGCAUCAAUAAGCAAGACAGUAAAGUACAGGAUGGAGAAAUAAGAAAAGAAAAACUUGGAACCAUCACUCCAUCGAAACAGCAUUCUUCAGUCCACUUCUUCCCAAAGAUAAUGGAUUCAGACUCCACCACGCUCAUCCCGCUGUCCCGCUCAUUUUCCCAAGAAAUGCCAAUCAGCUUCUACCAGAUCCCCAGCACCCAGAACAGCUCCACCUUAUCGUCCAGAGGACAGCUGGCUUCUAAAUCCACCAUCCUGAGCUGCUCCCAUAAAGACAGCAGCCUGGGAAAGCAGAGCACCAGCUCCAUGGUUCCCAGGAGGCAGCCCCAGUCGAGCUCUGACAUGGAUGCGUAUGCUUUUGGGAAUGGUGAGGAUUACUUCCUCUCUUUGUUUGGAGAAUCGAAGAGGCUCACCGCCCAGACACCCCAAGGCGAGAAUGUGAGCAAACACCUUUCUGUGAUCCUUGAGGAAGUCGGCCAAUUUACAUCCAGUUCUCUCGGAGAGAUUAAAAUAGCUGAGGUAAAUGUCAAGGGCCUCUUUGUGAGGCUUGUCAACUCCUCCAGUGAAAAGGAAGUGGAGAUUGGAAACCACAUUCUGCAACAAAACGUGAAUGGACACGCAGUCUCCUUGUACCAGUUCCCCGACAACAUCACACUGCAGGCCAACUCCACUGUGACUGUGUGGGCAGCAGCUUCGGAAGCAAAGCCACAGCCACCAAUGGAUUUUGUUUGGGAGGAACAGAGCAAGUUCCGAUCCAGUCCGGACUGCACGACCAUCUUGUGCAAGCCCAAUGGUGAGGCCGUUGCCUGGUACACUCCUAUCCACUGGAAGCAAGCCUGGGAGAAGUUAGAGACUGACAUUGAAUUCGAAAGAUGCUCAGUGGUGGUUCCAUCAACGAGAAACCACAUGUUUGGAUGGAUAACGGCAUCUGUCUCUUCCACAAAUGAGGAGAAAGAAGAACUGAUACAGAAAACGCCCUCCCAAGUCCACCCUGUUCUCUACAGAGAAAAGGAAAUCCCGCCAAGUGUCUUACCCAAUAAGAGCCCCUGGUGCCGAAAUCCCAACACCUCUCCACAUCCAUACAGCUCUCUGAUUGACUCACAUGACUCGGACAUUCCCGAAAGCAGUUUAGGUGCACAGCUCAAGCCUCAGCCAACCAAGCCCAAACCAGACCCAGGGACCAAGAAAAAAAAAGCAAAGUCAUAAGAAAAUGGAAAGCCAUGAAAUCUGUGAACCCUCCAAAGCAAAGUAUCAGCUUCCACAGUUCUCCAGUCGCCACAUCUCCACCAUCUGUUCGCUACAAUGUUGCUGUCGGCUGCCUUUGCUGCUGCAUCAUGGUACACUGUGUGGGAAGAGCGAAGGGGCCAGCAUGCUGGGCUCUGCUCAUGCUGGUGAAAGACAUUACAUGGUUUAAAGAUAACAUAACGCCAGGGAGUAUCAGCACUCUCUCAUCCAACAGAGGAGACCAGAGCCUAGGCACUCUCUUGCCUAGCUAUUACAGAAGCCUCAGCCUAUCCCAGGAGGGAAAACAAACUUGCUC
Molecule: messenger RNA, 1793 nt
Organism: Mus caroli (Ryukyu mouse)
Lineage: Eukaryota; Metazoa; Chordata; Mammalia; Rodentia; Muridae
Source: RefSeq, a predicted model, not a curated record